Messenger RNA from Solanum verrucosum, 787 nucleotides. Its product is annotated as glycine-rich cell wall structural protein-like. The record is from RefSeq and is a predicted model, not a curated record. The annotation marks the transcript as partial. The transcript has 4 exons. NCBI's taxonomy places the organism in Eukaryota, Viridiplantae, Streptophyta, Magnoliopsida, Solanales, Solanaceae.
AAGGUGUCACAUACAAUUCAAAAUUUAUUCUUUGAAGAAGAUAAGUGAGGGAGUGAUGAGGGUAGGGGUGUUAGCAUUACUUUGCUUUUAUGUUCUUGUGGGAAGUGUGGCUUUCGCUAGAAAUGUGAAAGAUUUUGAGGAUGAGAAGUUUUUUACUAUUGGUGAGGGAGGGGGAUUUGGUGGUGGUUUUGGUGCUGGUGGAGGUUUUGGCAGUGAAGGUGGUGGAGGGUAUGGUGGAGGCGGAGGAGGUGGUUAUGGUGGAGGUGGUAUUGGUGGUGGGUUUGGAAAAGGUGGUGGAAUUGGGGGCGGUGCAGGAGGCGGGGGUGGAAUAGGCGGAGGAAUUGGGGGUGGUGCAGGAGGUGGAGGAGGAAUAGGUGGAGGCAUUGGUAAAGGUGGUGGCAUUGGAGGAGGAGCUGGUGGUGGUGCAGGAGGCGGGGGUGGAAUAAGUGGAGGCAUUGGAGGUGGAGCUGGUGGUGGGGGAGGAAUUGGUAAAGGUGGUGGCAUUGGAGGAGGAGCUGGUGGCGGUGCAGGAGGUGGGGGUGGAAUAGGUGGAGGCAUUGGUAAAGGUGGUGGCAUUGGAGGUGGAGCUGGUGGUGGGGGAGGCAUUGGUGGAGGCAUUGGUAAAGGUGGUGGCAUUGGAGGUGGAGCUGGUGGCGGUGCAGGAGGCGGUAUUGGUGGGGGAGCUGGAGGUGGAAAAGGAGAAGGAAUUGGUGGUGGUGCUGGUGGAGGUGCUGGUGGUGGUGUAGGAGGAGGUAUCGGUGGAGGAGCCGGAGGUGGUGUAGGAGGA